Molecule: messenger RNA, 3298 nt
Organism: Musca domestica (house fly)
Lineage: Eukaryota; Metazoa; Arthropoda; Insecta; Diptera; Muscidae
Gene: VAChT
Product: vesicular acetylcholine transporter
Exons: 2
Coding region: 627-2417 (596 amino acids)
Biological process (GO): transmembrane transport; chemical synaptic transmission; xenobiotic transport
Cellular component (GO): terminal bouton; AP-1 adaptor complex; membrane
Molecular function (GO): xenobiotic transmembrane transporter activity; acetylcholine transmembrane transporter activity
Source: RefSeq, a predicted model, not a curated record
AGCGGUGAAUCAGCCGCCCUGUUUUCGAAGUUAAGAAGUUUCUCCAUCGGCAGCGGGCCAAAUUCGCCCCAGCGUGUUGUCUCCAAUCUACGGGGUUUUAUAACAAAUCGUUUGAGUAACAUAGCACCAAGUGAUACAGGUUGUGGCCACCACUAAACAAACGAACAAAGCCAACUCAUCCUACGGCCAAGCUGGUGUCACCCAAUAACAACCGCUAAACAAAUAGAUGCCCCCACCCAAGCCGAGAAGCGGAGCAAAGCAACAGCCAUAGGGGAUUCUGAAGAGGAAGGAAACAACACGAAUAAAUUAUGUGCCUGAAUUUUUAAAACAUACAACAACAACAACAACAAACAAGCCCUAACUAUAUACAACAACAAAAGAGCAAGAAUAGAAAACCCCAAAAUUAUGGAGGCUGAUUGUUAACUCUUUUUUAAUUCAAUUCAAAUUCAUGCCAAUUUGAAUCGAAUUAUUUCAAAUCCCAAAAAAACUUUUUUGAAGUACAAAACGAAAAGGAGAGGAAAAAAUAUCAACCCGAACCCUAGCAUUUAAGACAAGCAACAACAACAAUUUAGUUAAUUUACCCUUUUAAGAACCCACACCGCGAAAAAGAGAACACAGCCCACAAAAUGUCUUCGUUUACCAUACCCGUCAUCAAUCUGGAGGUGAAAGAGGUGAAGGAAAUCGUCUGGGAAAAAAUCCAGGAACCGGUCAAUCAACGACGUCUGGUACUGGUCAUUGUAUCGAUUGCCCUGCUGCUAGACAAUAUGUUGUAUAUGGUGAUAGUGCCUAUCAUACCCGACUAUCUGAGAGAGAUUGGCAGCUUCGAAGUGGAUGAGGUAACGCCUGGACCCAUACGUGAUAAUCGCACAGGUGCCAUAAUACCCGUCCAUCAUGACCAUCAUGGGCAGGACUCGGCCACGGGUAUACUCUUCGCCUCCAAGGCCAUUGUCCAGCUAAUGGUGAACCCCUUCUCCGGAGGACUUAUCGACAAGAUUGGCUACGACAUACCCAUGAUGAUUGGUCUCACAAUUAUGUUCUUCUCGACAGCUGUCUUUGCAUGCGGCAGCAGCUACAGUGUCCUGUUCUUUGCACGGUCUCUACAAGGAGCUGGUUCAGCAUUUGCUGAUACCUCUGGCUUGGCUAUGAUUGCCGAUCGCUUUACCGAGGAAAACGAACGUUCGCAGGCCCUCGGUAUUGCCCUGGCCUUCAUUAGCUUUGGCUGUCUGGUGGCACCGCCAUUUGGUGGGGCACUUUACCAGUUCGCUGGCAAGGAAGUGCCCUUCCUGAUAUUGGCUCUGGUGUGUCUGAUAGACGGCCUAAUGCUGCUGCUUGUAAUGAAGCCAGUCAAAGAACAGCUGGCCCAGAGCAGAGAAGUCAAACAGGAGACCAUACCCAUUUGGCGUUUGCUAAUGGAUCCCUAUAUUGCUGUGUGUGCCGGCGCCCUGACCAUGUCCAAUGUGGCGCUGGCCUUUUUGGAGCCCACCAUUUCGCUGUGGAUGGAGGACAACAUGACAACGGAUAACUGGAAAAUCGGCAUGGUAUGGCUGCCGGCCUUCUUCCCCCAUGUCUUGGGUGUGGUGAUCACCGUGAAAAUGGCCCGCAAAUAUCCCCAACAUCAGUGGCUGAUGGCGGCGGGCGGCCUGGCCCUAGAAGGUCUCUCCUGCUUUAUCAUACCCUUCUGCAGCUCCUAUAAAAUGCUCAUGAUACCCAUUUGUGUCAUAUGCUUUGGCAUCGCCCUCAUCGAUACUGCCCUCUUGCCCACACUGGGCUAUUUGGUGGAUGUACGUUAUGUGUCGGUAUAUGGUUCGAUUUAUGCCAUUGCCGAUAUCUCGUAUUCGAUAGCCUACGCCGUGGGUCCCAUUAUUGCGGGAGGCGUGGUUGAGGCCAUCGGUUUUACAGCAUUGAAUUUCCUCAUUGCCUUUUCGAAUUUGCUCUAUGUUCCGGUCUUACGGAAAUUGCGUAACAUUUACGAUUUCAAACCAUUCGAAAAUGAGGCGAAUAUUCUAAUGCAAGAUCCACCGAAUAAGGAAUAUCAGACCUAUGUGAUGCAGGAUCAACAGCCUGUGGAUGGAGAGUUCAAGAAUCAUCUGGAAUAUGGGCAGCAAUAUCAGCAGGAGCAGGAGACCAAUUUGGAUGAGGCGGGUAACUAUGAUUAUCAGUCGGCUCAGGGUGGGGGCUAUCAGCAGCAAGGUGGCGGUGGUGGUGGGGGUUAUCAACAGGAUUCGCAAUAUCAACAAUCAUAUCAGCCGGGCUACCAGGAGCAGGGUGGCAUGUAUCAGCAGCAGCAGCCCAGCUCAGAUGGCAGACAUCUUCCUCAACAAAGAAUGGCAAAUCCCUUUCAACAGCAACAGCAGCAACAACAACAGCCGGCCCCAGCACCAAGUGGUCCAGCAAAUCCCUUCAGACAAGGAUUUUAAACUGUUGUCUUACACAAAAUUAGCGGUAAUUUAUUUUUGUUUCUAUUUCAUUGAUCGUUUAGCAUUGAAAUUUCGUUAAAAAGAGAAAACCCCCCAAAAAAGAAAGAAAGAAAAGAAAAACGAAAUAGGCGUUUCUAAUAGUUAAAUAAAAAAAUAUGUUUUUGUUGAAAGUUUUUUUGUCUUCAGUUAAAUAUAAUUAACAAUGUUAAUGGUUAAACUAAAAUUAAAAAUAACAAAAGAAGUGGUUCUAUUACACUAUAACAUAGUUAAAUCUUAUAAGAAAAAAAAACAUAAAACCAAGAAAAAUAACUAGAUAAUCUAAAAAAAUUACCAAAUGCAGAAGAUAACCCACUUUUUUAUAUAAAAAUGUAUUAUACACCAAUGAAAUGAUAUCUAUAUACAAAAAAUUUUCCCCCCAAAAAACACAUUCACACAAUUUAUUCUACUCUCCUAUCCUAUUUGUCUUAUAACAAAAAAAGUAUAAUAUUUAAAUAUAUAUAUUUAUAAGUUAUUGAAAAAUAAAACCCAUGUAUUUAUCAAUUAGUUGUAAGGAAAACAAAAAUGCCCCCCUCAAAGAAGCAACAACCAUUAUCACAAACAUAUCAUUAGGAUUUAAGGCAUACUUUUAGGCAAAACAAAUAUUUAUAUAUAUACUCAAUAUAUAAAACAUAUAGUUAUACACAUUCACUUCAAAUAUAUCAAAUGUAUGUUUGGCAUAUGUACAUCAUCACGGCAUAAAAAGCUUAUGUGGCACACAUACAUAAAAUGAAUACAUAUAUAACAUACAUAUGCAUUUUCUAUUUACAUAUCAAUCUUGAAAUGCAAAUCGAAAAAUUAUCAUAGUUGUAGGAAAAAAAAGAGAAAUAUAUUAGAAUAUUUUA